CCCUCGUCUGCAGUUACGCGUGGAUACCCCUUUAAAAGACUCACCAUGUUGCCAUCACAUGCUUCAGCACAGAAGUAGGAUGAGGAUGUUCUUGUUGUUGUUAUGUAAAACACAUUUGUUUCUUAUAAUAGUCCGUAAUCUCUAAAAACGAGACUUUUGGAGAGGAUUUCUUCACUUUGUAUGGCAGGAAGGGGGGGGCAGCCCACCCCCAGACAGUCAGCGCUGCAGUCAGUCAGUCAGUCAGUUAGUCAGUCAGUGUUGUGCUGCUAGUUGUUGUUCAGUAGCAAACACAAGCGACUGGUGCGCAAACUGAAAGCUGCGUACAGUGUUAAUGCCGAGUGACGGAUAUAAGCGACGCGUGUGUGUGUGUGUGUGCUGACUGUAUCUCCAGCAGCAACACGCAAAGGUUUGCAGCCGUGUUGGCGUCGGAGGAGUGGAUGGGAUAGAGGAAAUAAACAUCCUGAGCAAACCGUGCUCGUCUCGGAAAGGAGCACUACCCCUCUUCUUCUUUUUCUUCUUCUUGCGAGAGGAGAGUUGUUUGCUCCGUCUCUUCUUCCUCUCUAGGAGGGUUUUAAAAGAGGGGUUCUCUCGGGGUGGAGUGGAGCGAAACAUCGGCGACAUUCGUGUUUAUUUCCUCUAGUUGGGCUGCAUCGGUGAACCAGCCGGACGAGGCGGACUUGUCUCACCUAGCCAUUUGGAAAACAAGGUGCCCCGACUGGCCGCUGAAUAUCAGACAGAGAUAGUGCCUGCUGACACACGGAGCUACGGUACGGCCCCGUGGAGAAGCAUGUGAUGACUCACGCAAGGCACAAGGGUUCCCUCAGGCAGAGUGACAGUAGUGCUGAGUGGUGGGACAACUGCCCUCUUUGGCCACAUGGUGGCGCUAUGGGCGGCGCCUGGCCUGAGCGCUCACUACGAUUCGGCAGGACAAAGAAGAUACGUGAGUUCAUCAAACAAAGCAAAGACCCAGCCAAGAGGAUGAAUGACAAGAAAGGGAGGAGAGAAAAAUCUGAUCAAAACAGAAAACUUGACCGGAGGCGUGACAAGAAACGGGACAGGAAGUUGUAUCCUUUGCGGGGCAGAGCUGGGGUUUCAGACGGGGAAGGGCUCAGUUGCCAUGUCCUCCUAACGCGAUUGGAGGAAAGCAUCCGUGAACAGGAGCGUUCUGAAAUAAAGGAGCGAAAGGAUGCACGCCGACAUUUAUCUCACAAACCCAAACCUAAAAAAAGGAAAGGCAGUGAAAGAAAAGAGGAAAAGUCAUUACCAAAAACCAAAUCAAAGUCAAACAGCCCGCGCCAUGGCGAGUGUGUCCCACAACCUCGCAAGCGAAGACUAGCCUCGCUCAAUGCUGAGGCAGUGAACAGUCUACUGCUUGAUAGAGCUACUGACCUUCAGCCGACAGCCAAACAGGCCAGGAGACAGGAAGAGCCCACGAAUGUAGGGGUAUCUCUGCAUGCACAUCCAGUCAGAAGUGUUGUCCCUGGAGGUCUGAAGUCUUCACGAGGAAACAUCAGUAAAGCCUCCGUGUCUCACAAACUUGAACUGUGCCAAAGCUCUAAGAAGGUCAAGAAGGCCAAAGCCAACCGAGAAGAGAUCGGGGGGAUGAAUCAGGAGAGUCUGCAUGCCCCCGCCCCCAGAAGACUGGCUGGACUCAAUGCUGCAGCCCUGCUGAAGUUAACCAGCUCCUCUGCUACCAGUAAACAGAGAGUAAAGGCUGCACCCACAGCUACUAUCACAUCAGACUCCAAGACUCCUGCUGCGGCCUCAACCCCAAAACAGCACUCCAGAGUCAAACUCAAACACAAGGGGCGCUCACAGAAGCAGAAGGGGAAAAAGGUCCCUCCCGUGCACAGUAGCUGCACAGCCUGCAAGAAGAAGGCGGACUUUGAGCCCAAAGUGGAGUGGGAGCCCGGCAGCUGCACCCAUCGACUGACCAAACCAGGCUAUCAGUCGCGCAGCAUGCUGGCGUACCCGCUGAAACAAGUGAAGGAAGAGCAACUGGAGACCGAACUGAGCCCGUACUACUGCUGUCCCCCAGAGGGCUCAGUGGAAUACUGCCACCGUUUAGCCUUCUUCCUGGGCCAGCAGCCCUACGGAGAAUCAGACGACCAGCCGCUUAACUCAGCCAUGCCCCCUGUGAAGCGCGAGUGCCUCGUAACCUCACCGUCCCUGACGCAUUCCCACCCGCACACGGCUCUGACCCUCAGCCCCCACCCCUGCCUCUGCACCGCCGAACACUGCUUCUCCAGCUACUACGUUCACAUCGCCCACCCGACACACACUGGAACAAUGUCAGCAAGCCUGGCCUCGCGACCUCCUAACUUUGCACCCUCCAGUUUAUGCCCUAAUCGGAUGACUGGCUCCAAGCUGCUGGGUCCACGGAUGUCCCACGCCUCUGGGCUGCCCCACCCUGCCUACUGCAACUCUGUGGCUUCGCCCUGUUAUGGUGACGCCUGCGGGAUCAGUGGCUACACCUACAGAGCCAUGCCUCCUGUCACCAGCAGGGGUUGUUCUUUCAGCACAGGGUGCGCUGGAUGCACACACAGCAUCAAAACAGAGGGUUACUCCUCCCCUCAGGUUGACCACAGCCCCUCCCUUCUGGUUCCCCCGUCCCUGCCCAUGUCCAGCUGCCCUCUAUCCAGCGUGCCCACGUCCACCCAGACUAAACCCCACCUGCUGACCACCCUGUCGGGGCGAGACCAGCCCCAGGCCAGGUUAAAGCUGGCCAGAGAAUGCCCACAGAGCACCAAGCCCUCCAACGGCUCCCUGUCCAUUGGCCGCACACGGCUGCCCCAGAAACAGCCGUCGCCCUUGCCAAGCCUCAGCAGCACCAAACAAAAGAGACUCAGCCGCAGACGUGCCACCAACGGUUGGCGGCCCGUUGGAAUGCCUACAGAGAGGGAGGUCUUCAUUGCGGGAGAGGAUGAGACAGCCCUGCGGCAGUGUUAUGAAGGAGUCGAGAGGGAUGGUGAAGUGAUACGUGUCAGAGACACUGUGCUUCUACGAUCAGGCCCCAGGAAGAAAUCCCUCCCAUAUGUUGCCAAGAUAUCAGCACUGUGGGAGGACCCCAAAACAGGAGAGCUGAUGAUGAGUCUUUUCUGGUACUACCGACCUGAGCACACCCAGGGAGGCCGAGAUCCCAGCGCACACUGUGAGAAUGAGAUUUUCGCCUCUCGGCAUCAGGAUGAAAAUAGUGUGGCCUGCAUAGAAGACAGAUGCUAUGUUCUCCCACUAGCCCAGUACUGUAGAUUUUGUGCCUUGGUGAAGCGGCGUGCCGAAGGCGCCCCACCUGGCAGUGCCAGCAUGGUGCCCUGCCGCCCCGACUUCGCCCCCCCUUCCCACCGCUGUGUGCCCACAGAUGUCGACCCUGAGCUGGUGUAUCUCUGCCGGCACGUCUACGACUUCCGCUACGGACGCAUCCUGAAGAACCUGCAGUAGAGGGUAGUAGGGGUGUCGCGCCCAUGAAUUAAUCAUAACAUGGCUCCCCCUCCUGCACAGAAGUGUGGGGGGUUACUGAACACCCCUGUCUUUUCUGCUGGGGACGCUCAUGAUCAUAGGGAAGGGGGAUGACUGGGUGAGGCUGGUUUUGGAGAGGGACAGAUGAAGCAAAAAAUGUUUGUGACACAUUAUGAAGCACAGAUCCCUUUAGAUGACUACAGAGGAGUUACAAUGUGAUAGAUUAAUCCAUCUCAGUCAGAGCACCAAUAUUUCCUGGUUUAGGAAGAGGGAGGAAGGGAGAAUUCAUUCACAGGUUGGGACUUUUCAGCUUCCACUUGGUUACAUGGAGGCUUGCGUGCCUGCCAGGAAUUCUGAACACCAGACUGAACUGGGCUACUGUCAGGACCAUGUUUCCCCCAAAGCAUCUCAGCACAACAAUCAUGUUUGUUCCAUUUGUAAGCCAGUGGCUCAGGAAUGGUCUGGCGCUAAGGUUCUUCCGGGGGAACACAAGCCUGCACUGUCAGCUCAAUGUUAACGGCGUUCAACCAGCCAGGGGGAAGGAGGAGCUAAUGGAGAGUGUCGUCUUAUUUCUCCUGAUUUGAGUUCGUCUCACAUGUGUGUGCAUGCGAAAGAGAGAGUGGGAGAGUGGGUGUUGUCAGUGUGGAUAAAUGGAUAAAUGUGGGUAUGUGUGAUGGUUUUUUAGAAGGCUUUCAGGCAAUCAAACCAAACAAGCAGCUUUAGAGGAAGCGGAGCUCUCUACCCCCUGUACUCACUUCUGUGUGCCACAGCGCACUGACACUGACAGAUACAUUUUCAUCUCGCGUGAUGCUCUGCACAAACUAAAAUACUGUACCUGUAGGGGGUUUGUGAGACAGAUCUUUCUUUACCAAACUAGAAUCUAGAGCAGGGCUUCUUAAACUGCAGGUCAGGUCACUAAAACUGAUUUUAUUUAGGGAAAACACACACAUGACAAAAGCCCCAGUGGAUUUUCUAACUAACAUCUCAGCCGCAGUCCUGACUUGAAGGAGCCUUGCUCUGGAGAGGCUCGUCUAAGAGUUGAAAUACUCCUGAGCCCUGUGAAGGUUUAUCAAGAUGAGGGCCACUGUUGAUUGUUUUUUGGUUGUUUUUCUUUAUGUUUUUUCACCUUUAAUGUUCCCUGUGACUUGCCUUAUGACUUGCAGGUAGAGCUCUAGGCAGCUAGUCUCACCACAUACAACUAGGAAGUGGUAGAGCGGGUGUAAUGUAGUCCCAAGAAAAAAAAGGAUUGUGUUGCCGACUGACUGACAGCUAUGACAUGAUCACUGGACAAAAUGCGCUGGUUUAGGGCCGCAACCAAUGAUUUAUUUUCAUUAUUGAUUAAUCGUUUUCUCAGUAAAAUCUCACAAAAUAGACCAACCAAAACCCAGAGAUAUUCAGUUAACUGACAUGUAUGACAGAGAAAAACAAACAUUUUGUCAUUUUAUGCUGAAGAAAUUACUAAAAUAAUGGUUUCAUAUCAGUUUUCAGUUGAUCGGCUCAUUGUUGCAGCUCCACGCUGGUCGGAAUCUGCUGUGCUUCUAGCUGCUCGCGUUGCGUCCGGAAACGUCGCAAUGUCUCAGAAAUGUCUGCUCCACCGUUCUCAUUCUACAUCCCCCCCCCCCAACCUUCCCCUUACGAAGACAAACCAAAGGAUGUCACAUAAGCCAGAAUCCCCGUCUCCUCCCUCGUACUUCUUCUCCUUGUCAGCACUUCUGCCCCCCUUCCCUUAUUAUAUUGCACUAAUCCAUUCCUUAAUUACAACAAACAUGUUAUGUUUUGUUUUUUGUUCCAGCUACUAAUAUCUUACCGGGGGGAACAUACUGUGUAUCAUUUAUAUGUGUGUGUGUGUGUGUGUGUGUGUGUGUGUGUGUGUGUGUGUGUGUGUGUGUGUGUGUGUGUGUGUGUGUGUGUGUGUGUGUGUGUGUGUGUGUGUGUGUGUGUGUGUGUGUGUGUGUGUGUGUUUCGUAGAGAAGGAAACAGUAAGGACGUCAUGGCUGCUUUUGUCAGUGCAAACUGUAUAUUUCUAUUCUCUCGCCAGUAGAGGAAUUGGCCAGCGUGUUCGUCAUGUUACCUGAUUCACAACCUGUUGAAUCCCAUGGAAUAUAUACAGUAUACAGUAUAUAUAUAUAUUACUAGAGUCAUUCCAUUUGAUUUUUCAAUCAGCUCUGACAUACUUAUAUAAAUAUACAGUAUAUAAAUGUAUGUAUCCACACUGUUAAUGUGAUUAGAUUUCAAAAAGGCACCUGGAUGGAGGCCUGACGCGCUGUGUGGACAAACGUAGCACCAUGCUAGACGUGUAUGUGGAUUGAAGGGUGGGGGAGGGUGGGGGUUUGUGGGUGGGAAUGCGUGGGAGGGUAUUUGAUACUUAAUUGAGUUGUGGUGGAUUUCAGACCACACUCAUUUAUUGCCUUUUAACCUGCAAGUGUUGUACUGUCACUCAGAAAACGAGUAGUGUCGGAGUGUGUGUACCUUUUUUAAAAACAUAAAGAGUACCCGAUUGCUUUCCUACACAGCAAACGCCCUGUUCUUCAACAUUGGAUAAGCCGUAAAAGUUUUCAACACUCUAAAGCCAUCUUUAACUUUUUCUCUAUUUGAGCAGCAUGACUCCUAACCCAAAACAAAAUCAAAACCUGAUCACUGGGUUUUUUAUUUCUAUUAACGCCCAGAUUCUUCAAAGAGGUAAUAUAUAUUCUCCUACUUUACAAUUUCUCCUUAGUAAGAAUAUUUUAUUAUGUCGAUUUCCUAAGAUGGCAUAUGCAAUAUAUUUUUAGACUUACUAUUUUUGGAAAAAUGAACUUAACAAAUCAAGAAAAGAAUAUGCAUUAUUUUUUAUUUUAUUUCAAAUUAGUUUUAAAUCAUCGCAGGAUUAAUUGAGAUUUGACCAAAUGAAAGAAAGAGGAGAAUGAAGGGACUUGAUGCCGUUAUAUGACUUAAGGUUGUAGAUGAUAGGCAGUGAGAAUCUCCCUUCUAGGUGAUUUCUAAUGAAGUGUACAUAUCUGAACCCAGAAAGCACCGGGCACUCUUUAAACAAGCAGACAGCCAAUGCACAGUGUAGUAUUUUUGCAAGAUCUGUAAUAAUUAUAUUUAAAGUAAGAAAAAAAAAAUAUUUAAAUGGAGUAAACAAUACAAUAUAUUAAGAUUUCAAUUUAACUUAUUUGGAAAUACUGUGUCUAAUUGAUUAACUAUAUCCUGUUUCUUUGUGCUCCAGGAUAGAAAUGAUUUCUGUUUAUUUGUAACUUAUAAGUUUAGAAAUUAAAUGAUUGAGUGGUGGUUGUUGACAGAGAUGUAAAUGUUGUUUAGUUUAUAUCACUUAGUUGUCAGGGGGAGACCAGACCAAAGCACACCCUGGCAGACGGGAGAGCAGAAGUGGCCACAAAUCACAGACACAGGUUUGAUUCAAUUCCCCUUUGAGAUACUUAAAAAGUCAAAUCUGAACUGAGACCUAUGGGAAGAGGCGACUUCUAGCUCUCCUGCCUAACCUGACUGACCUUAAGUGUGACGUUUGGGAGAAUGCCGUGGCAACAUGGUCACCUGAGCUUUUAUUGAUUUGUCCAAUUAGGGGAGAGACAGAGUCUGUACACCUGAGACAGGACGGGACGUCCUCUGGGCUCUCGGUAGAAGAUCCCCUGAGGCGCUGAUCUAAGAGCAGUUUCUCUAAAUUUAGCCCAAUAUUAUAGAGGAUUUACAGUAAGAGUCAGGAAUAAGGGACUGUAUGAAAAUUACUAGGGAGGGUGGGGCAGGGAGAAAAGGUAAAGUUACAUAUUUUGGAUUUUUGCUUAAUGCAUUUUUUUGGGCAUUUUCUCACCUAAAAAUGCUAUUUUUUUUUCAUUCAUUCUGGGGCAAAAAUAUUGCGCAGCUUAAGUCUAUCAGCACUAAAAGAGCCGGUGCCUGGGCCUGUUUUCCAUAAAGAUGUUAUUUUGAGAUAUUAAAGGGCAGGCACCGCAGUCGGCGAAUGUUAAUUAAAAUAUUAAUAUUGCUGUGAAGGUUCUUGCUUUUUUUAUGACCCCCAGUCAUUUUUUUACGGUCCCUUAUUUAAGCUGUUAAAGCUACAAGGUUUUCCAGGGGGCUGAUUGAAAAUUUAAGAAUUUCAACACAAUUAAGUUAAAUAAUUAAUCCUCAAAUUGAGGAUUUGCUGAACAGCUUCUCCCACCAUCCAAAUCAGCUGGCCACCGUUGCCUUUCUCCCAGAUGUGCAUUGAUGGUGUUUGUCCCCUAGAGGGCGGGAAUCCUAUGUGUGCAGAACUGUCUUAUGGCCACAUCCCGAUGCUGUUCAGCGGCUUCCUCUCCUUGUCCUCUUUCCUUGCAUCCUCAUCUUUUCAGCUUCUGAGAGUGAUGCAGGAACUAUCUGGAAAAGGAGAUGAAGAAAGCUGAGUAAGGAAGUUGCCAUGAGUCAUCCUCCCGAGUGCUGGCCAGCCUUGAAAAACGCAUGGAUUAGAUUGUAUGUUAUUAUUUAUGUGACUUAAUUUCCUAGCAGCUUUUCAUGGACACAGUUGCAUCCUUUGUUACCAUGACAACGACAAAGGCAAGGCCAGCACUGGGGAGAAGUCGGUUUCUGUGAACGUAGGGCGUCCACAGUGGCAGGGGUCAAACACUGAGUGACCUUUACUGAUGCCACACAGGAAGUGUGUUCACUCAAUGAGUCAAAACACAAAAGCACCCGACCAACCCAUGAGAUUCUGCUUUCUGUGUGGUCUGUAUUGAUGCUUAUUGUCGACAUAUAUUUUGAUAUAUUUGGAAAAAACGGGGGAUAUACAGUAAAAAGUCUAGAUAUUUUUGGAGUAGAGAAGCAAUGUGUGUAUCAGAUUAUUGUCACUUUGUCAUGCUCUCUGAAAAUCUCUUGGAUUUUUUUGGAAGAAUUGUAUAACAUCCCUACUGAUUUAAUGUUCCAUUGAAAGAAUAUUUAUAAAUUUUAAGUCCUUUGUGAAA
Messenger RNA from Dicentrarchus labrax (European seabass), 8381 nucleotides. Its product is annotated as bromo adjacent homology domain-containing 1 protein. Gene Ontology annotation, molecular function: chromatin binding. Bases 793 to 3438 code for a protein of 881 amino acids. The record is from RefSeq and is a predicted model, not a curated record. The transcript is spliced from 7 exons. NCBI's taxonomy places the organism in Eukaryota, Metazoa, Chordata, Actinopteri, Moronidae.